AUGGCAACAGGAGAGAAGAAAGUGGAGACAAGAGUCAGUACAGCACUUGCUACCAAUGAGAACAAACGGUUUGAGCUUGAAAAACCCAACUAUCAGCUACAAUUCACUCUAGAAGGGCACACUAAAGCAGUAUCUGCAGUCAAAUAUAGUCCCAAUGGAGAAUGGUUAGCAAGUUCUUCUGCUGACAAACAAAUUAAAAUUUGGGGAGCAUAUGAUGGGAAAUACCUGAAAAAACUAAUUGGUCACAAACUGGGAAUAUCAGACAUUGCUUGGUCAUCAGAUUCCCAACUUCUUGUGUCUGCUUCAGAUGACAAAACUCUUAAAAUAUGGCACUGUUUUACAGGGAAAUGCAGAAAAACCCUAAAGGGACACAGUAAUUAUGUCUUUUGCUGUAACUUCAGUCCCCAAUCCAAUCUCGUCUACUCGGGCUCUUUCGAUCAAAGUGUGAGGAUAUGGGAUGUGAAAACCGGAAGAUGCCUCAAGUGUUUCACUGCUCAUUCAGAUCCAGUAACAGCUGUUCAUCCUAACUGGAAUGGAUCUUUGUUGGUGUCGAGCAGUUAUGAUGGUCUCUGCCGAAUAUGGGAUAUAGAAGCAUGUAAAUAUAUUAGAACAAUUAAUUCUGAUAAGAACCCUCCAGUUUCUUUUGUGAGAUUCACUCCAAAUGGAGAGUACAUUCUUGCUGCAACUCUGGACAAUACACUUAAACUGUGGGACUAUGGAAAAGGAAAGUGCCUGAAGACAUAUACUGGCCAUAAGAAUGAAAAGUACUGUAUUUUUGCUAACUUUCCUGAGACUAACCCAGAACUAAUUGUGUCAGGGUCAGAGGACAAUCUGGUUUACAUUUGGAAUAUUGAUACAGAAGAGAUUGUGCAGAAGAUACAAGGACACACAGAUAUAGUGAUCUCAACAGCUUGUCACCCAAAAGAAAACACCAUCGCAUCAGCUGCCCUAGAAAAAGAUAAGACAAUAAAACUGUGGAAGAGUGUCUACUAA
Molecule: messenger RNA, 993 nt
Organism: Dromiciops gliroides (monito del monte)
Lineage: Eukaryota; Metazoa; Chordata; Mammalia; Microbiotheria; Microbiotheriidae
Product: WD repeat-containing protein 5-like
Exons: 1
Coding region: 1-993 (330 amino acids)
Molecular function (GO): protein binding
Source: RefSeq, a predicted model, not a curated record